AUCCUGCCCUCCCAUUAUGUGAACAGAUGGGGCAUUGUUCCCCGAGGUCCUCUUGGUGUUAUCGGGGGUGGCACAGGCAACGAUGGCGUGUUCGCAAAUGUCGCUGCGAAGCCAACGACCGGCGUCCGCGUUCAAGACGGUGACAAUGUAUAUAUGGUACCGGAGGAAUCGGUGCGGGAGUCUCCUCCGUCGUACGCAGCCGCACAGGCGGACGCCGCACCUCCCUAUUUUUCAAACACCGUUUUCGCACCUUUCGAUACUGGUUCUAUGAGCAUUGGCUCGGUCGUCGUCGAUAAUCUUCCGACGGGCACCCUGUUCGUGUUCAUGUGGAAUGCACUUAUUUCGGUCUCGUUUCAGUUCAUUGGCUUCCUCCUCACCUACCUCAUGCAUACCACCCACGCUGGGAAGUUUGGAAGCCGUGCAGGCCUGGGCGUUACUAUGAUUCAAUUUGGCUUUGGACUCCGUGCACAAAUGGAGGACGCCAUGGCCGGUGAACCUGGUCCAACUCAGUGGCCAUCGGCUGCGGAGACGAUGUCAUUUGGUACUGGAGCGGAGACAGAGGAAUACUACCAGGGUCUGGUUAAUAACUCGACCAUGACGAUGUCUAGCGAAAUCGGCGCCACGGAUGCGAUGGUCGUGAGCGCAACGACGGACUGGCUGUCGUUCUUCCUUAUGACAGUCGGGUGGUUCAUCCUCCUCACGUCAGCACUUGGUUUCUGGCGGGUCAAACGCUGGGAG
Molecule: messenger RNA, 738 nt
Organism: Coniophora puteana RWD-64-598 SS2
Lineage: Eukaryota; Fungi; Basidiomycota; Agaricomycetes; Boletales; Coniophoraceae
Exons: 2
Biological process (GO): metal ion transport; ubiquitin-dependent protein catabolic process; vacuolar transport
Cellular component (GO): Golgi apparatus; endoplasmic reticulum; perinuclear region of cytoplasm
Source: RefSeq, a predicted model, not a curated record